This is a messenger RNA of Gongylonema pulchrum, 627 nucleotides long. The record is from the annotation of a GenBank genome assembly. NCBI's taxonomy places the organism in Eukaryota, Metazoa, Nematoda, Chromadorea, Rhabditida, Gongylonematidae.
UUGAAAUUAUAUGCCAUUUUAUUCAAAUAUUUAUGGCAGCAUUUUUUUUUUCAGACGGCUGCAGCCAUUCAGGCAAUAUCGAGGCGUAUUCGUGAUCCCAGUACAAAUAUACCAAUUACUAUUUUGUCAUCUCGGAUGUCCGCAGGCUUUACUACAAUCCCGUUUAGCGAAAAACAGUUGAUUGAGGAGUGCUUGAAAAAACGCUAUUCAGCAGCGACGCAUUCGCUGGAUUUGAGUGAAUUUGGAUUGGAUGAAUUGUUUCGUUCGAGAAGUUUGCAUUUGGCACUGAGUCGUAACAGCAUUAUGAUGACGGUUGUUGAGCUGAUCGAUAAACAUUACGGUGAUGUGACUGCCCUGAGUAUGAAGGGAAAUCGUCUUCGUUUUUUGGAUUUCUUUGCCUGUCUUUUGUAUCGUAUCAAGAAUGUGAAAACAUUGGAUUUGUCUGCUAACCAGAUUGAGAAGGAGUCCGAACUGGAAAAAUUAAGAGGAUGGCCGGUGGAGACGUUUUUUCUCGAAAACAACCCGAUGUGUGGAGGAUACGCAUCUGCGGACGCCUAUCUGAGGUUGACGAUAGCUUAUCAAAAGCAUUUCUUUUUUGUCACUUUAAUAAUAUAUUAUCCCGGUUGA